Messenger RNA from Anopheles coustani, 466 nucleotides. RefSeq lists its product as uncharacterized. NCBI's taxonomy places the organism in Eukaryota, Metazoa, Arthropoda, Insecta, Diptera, Culicidae. Bases 143 to 328 code for a protein of 61 amino acids. The transcript has a single exon. The record is from RefSeq and is a predicted model, not a curated record.
GCUAGUAGUGGGCUCUUACUACCAGCAUCCCAUGCUGCUGCUGGUCCCUUACCUGUACCACAGCACGAUCAGCUGCACCAGCAGCAGCAGCAACAUCAGCAACAGCAGCAUGCCAUGAUACAGCAGUCCUAUUAUCAGCACAAUGUGCACCAAACACAACAUCAUCAGCAACCACAGCAGCAGCAACAUCUCCAUCACAAUCCACAUCUUCAGCACCAGCAGCAGCAGCAGCAUCAGCAACAGCAAACGCAGCAACUACACCAGCAGCAGCACCAUCAACAAGUGGUCGAUGCUGCUGCCGCAUUCAGUUUGUACGAUCUGCAUCUAAGGAGGCAGCAGCAACGGUGGUAAUCCAUCUGUUGCUCUCCCGUGGUUGCUGUGAUGUUCUGUGCUGGUGUUGCUGCUGGACUUUCUUUCUUCCCUCGUUCCAUUUUUUUCCUCAAUCAUCUUCCACCCUGUUUUUCCA